This is a messenger RNA of Bipolaris maydis ATCC 48331, 1425 nucleotides long. NCBI's taxonomy places the organism in Eukaryota, Fungi, Ascomycota, Dothideomycetes, Pleosporales, Pleosporaceae. The record is from RefSeq and is a predicted model, not a curated record.
AUGCGGAGUAUGGUCUCUAUCGAAGACCUUGAAUGUAUCGCGGAGAAGUUGCCUCUCAUCGGUUGCGGUCUUCUCGACCUUGAGUGCCAAUGCAACUCCAAAAACUCGACCGCAAUCCUGCAACCGUGCUUGCUGGACAGAUGCACGUUUGACCAGACGUUUGAAAUCCUUCAAGCACAAGCCGAUCUCUGCAAUCGGCCACACGAUUCGUACACACGGCUCAUGAUGGUCACAGCAUAUGUAACAGGCAUAAUACCUGUCGUCGCUGUUGCUAUGCGCUUUGCAUCGCGAUGGGUUGGUGGUAAUCAUUUCUGGUGGGACGAUUGGGUCCAUCUUGCAUCAGCUAUUUUGUGCAUUCCGCUCAUGGUCUGCUUCAUACUCAACGUUGAUGCAGGUGUCGGCAAGCAUCUUUGGGACUUGACGUAUCAGCGUGUGUACGACAUUGGGCUGUGGACCUACAUAAUCACCAUCCUCUGGGCAGUGGAGAUGUUACUACUCAAAUACAGCAUAUUAUGCUUGUACCUCCGCAUCUUCCCGAAUGUAUGGUUGAAGCGCGCUGUCUUUGCCUUCAUGGCUUUUACAGCUUGCUUCACACUUCCCCUCAUCUUCACAGCGGCUAUCCGGUGCAAUCCGGUCCGUGCCCAGUGGGAUCUCGAAGCUGCAAAGACAGCAAAGUGUCUCGACUGGCUCAUCAUACUGAAGCUUUCAGUUGUCUACGAGAUCAUUGCAGAGGUCGUCCUGUUCGCCCUUCCCGUUCCGAUCGUACUCAAGCUGCAAAUGGCGGCAUCAAAGAAGAUCGAGCUCCUCAUGUUCUUUGGUGUCGGUUUGCUUCUCAUCGGUGUCGCAAUCGCACGUGUGCCCUUCUUGAAGGGUGUUGUGGAUCAAAGCGACCAGACCUACACCAUCGUCGCUUCGUCCAUGAGUACCUUUAUCGCUAGCAGCCUCGGCCACUUUUGUGCUGCCGUCCCCACAGUACAGGCGUUAAUAAGAUUCAUGAUAAAUGGCUUCAAGAACAAGACUCAGGCACCCUCAAGCUAUGGCCAGAGUGGUCCGUCAUACGAAUCAAGCAAGAAGAAGAGCUACAGGUCGUUGGAAGACAAGAAGAGUACAGGCUCAAGCUAUUCGGGCGCCACAUUCAAGGUAUCGAAGCAACGAAGCAAAGACGGCGGCAAGGACCCCUACAGACUCUCAACACAGAACUUCACGAGGUUCGAUUGUGAUGGCGAUAAUGUAGGUGAAGAUCGCUCCAUGGAGCUGCAACCAGUGGACACCUUCGUCACCAAGCACAACUCCGGUCAGGCGGGAGAGUCGCGGGAUCAUAACAGCCGAGAACAACCCGUCACCGUUGUGGUGUCCAGUUCUGUUCUUGAGGAUUCAGCGUCCGACAAAGCUAUACUUGACAGGGAGUACGUAAAGAGUACGUGA